Astyanax mexicanus (Mexican tetra) is the source of this 2987-nucleotide messenger RNA. RefSeq names its product utrophin. The coding region runs from base 51 to 1646 and encodes 531 amino acids. Gene Ontology annotation, cellular component: plasma membrane. The transcript is spliced from 14 exons. Lineage: Eukaryota; Metazoa; Chordata; Actinopteri; Characiformes; Acestrorhamphidae. The record is from RefSeq and is a predicted model, not a curated record. Gene Ontology annotation, molecular function: protein binding; zinc ion binding. Gene Ontology annotation, biological process: synaptic signaling.
CUGAUCUCUGCUGCUGCCUUUAUUCAGAACACGCUUUACCGGAGAGGGGUAUGUGCCUGGACCGAGUCAUGCAGGAUCAGGCCCUGGAGGUCCAGCAGCACUGGGAACGGUUCCGUGCUCAUGCAGACAGUUGGCAGCAGCAGGUCAGCUGGGCUUUGGAGAAGCUUCAGGACCUGCAGGACUCCAUACAUCAGGAGCAGUCUGGUUUGAUGGAGAUGAAGAUCAUUGGGCAAAGGUGGCACUCAGAUGGGCACCCUCUGGUUAGCUGUGAACUGGACGGUAUUGAGGAGACCACUAGCUUCAAUGAAGGAACAGUAGAACUUCACCUGAGUGCGACAGAUGUCAGUGUCAGUUUGGUUCCACCCCCUGACAUCCAGCUUGCUCCAAUCUCAUCAGCAUCACCUCUCAGCCCCGGUACACAAAUGAAGAUUUCAGAGGGGGCAGUGAUGAAUCAUCACAGACAGCACCUCCUAGAUGCUCAAGAUGAUAACAGACCACUCUCCCAGGACUUCUUAUCUGCUUCUGUCCAGUCUCCAUGGCAGAGAGCGGUCUUGCAUAAUGGCGUCCCUUACUACAUUAAUCACGAAUGGCAGACUACAUCAUGGGAUCAUCCACAAAUGACUCAGCUUUUUCAAUCAAUGGCUGAUCUGGAACAUGUGCGCUUCUCUGCUUACCGAACCGCUAUGAAGAGCCGCAGAGUGCAGAAAGCCUUGUGUUUGGACCUUUUGGAGCUGGCCAUGGCUCAGGGAGUCUUUGAUCAACAUCAGCUAUCUCAUAAUGGACAUCUUUUGGAGGUUCCAGGCAUCAUAAGAUGUUUAUUUACAAUCUACACUGAGCUUCAGCAGGUGCAUCCAGAUAUGAUCAACAUGCCCCUGUGUGUGGACUUGUGUCUCAACUGGCUUCUGAAUGUCUAUGACAGGGAUAGAAGCGGAAAGAUUCAGGUCCUGAGCAUGAAGAUUGGCUUGCUUUCUCUUUCAAAAGGACACCUUGAGGAUAAAUAUAAAUAUCUGUUUAAUCAGGUGGCUGGCUCUGCAGGAGUGUGUAACUCCAGGCAGCUAGCCCUGCUACUGCAGACCACCAUACAAAUCCCCCACCAGCUGGGUGAGGCUGCUGCUUUUGGAGGGAGCAACGUGGAACCCAGCGUCCGCAGCUGCUUUCAGCAUGUUGGGAGUAAGGAGGCGAUUGAGCUGGACCAGUUUGUAGAAUGGAUGCACCUGGAGCCCCAGUCGAUGGUAUGGUUACCAGUGCUACACAGAGUUGCUGCAGGAGAGACUGCCAAACACCAGGCCAAAUGCAACAUCUGUAAAGAAAGCCCUAUGAUUGGCUUUAGGUAUCGCAGUCUGAAACAUUUUAACUAUGAUGUGUGUCAGAGGUGUUUUUUCUCUGGAAGAACCAGCAAGGGUCACAAGCUAAACUAUCCUAUGGUGGAAUACUGCACCCCGACAACCUCUGGGGAAGAUGUGCGUGACUUCACCAAGGUGCUGAAAAACAAGUUUCGGUCAAAGAAGUACUUCACCAAGCAUCCUCGCCUUGGAUAUUUGCCAGUCCAGGCCAUUCUAGAAAGUGAUCUAGACUUCCCAGUCACACUCCUGAGCAUGUGCCCAGAGCACUAUGAGUCCAUAUGCGUGCAGCAGACCAGUUCCUAGGCAGUGGAAGCAGUGGACAAGAAGGAACAGGCACUAUCCAUCUGUCUGGCCUCUCUGGAGUAAGAAACAAGCAGCUAGCUGGUCACUGCCUCGAAAUUACUCCCUGACUGCAGCUCUCUCCUACUUUUUUUCUGCUGGCAAGAAAAACCAUAUACCCAAUUGUGGACAGAAGGCUAUAAUUUACUGUAAAUAAAACUGUACAUCUGUUGACUGCGAAACCAUCAAAAAAUGUACUUGUUUUGUUUCUGUUUGGACUAAGUCAUAAUACAUAAGUGUAUAAUUAAUUUUAUAUUCACAACUAUUUCUACUAUGUUUUCCCUACGUAUUGUAUGAUUGUGUCUUUGUUAAGCCUGACUUUCUUUAUGUACUUGGCUUUUUUUGUUGUUGUACCUAAAUACCAACUCUGAAAGGUACAUGUACCUGAUAUGAAUACUAUUUAACAAUGAGGAAAGGGAGUUUUUACUUUGUGUGAAUGGCCUUAAUUUAUUUGUGAAUUAGCAUUUAUCUAGUUAUUUUUGUGCUACACAAUGCUAGAAACUUCACCUACGUUUUUUUCAUAAACACAGCUGGGCUUAUUAUCAGUAUGCAGAUGAGAUCGAGGCAGGCUAGGAGACUGUAUAAAGCCUUUUGUGAAUGACAAAUGGAGCACGAAGAAACUUCUGGAAUAUUAAGAGACAAAGAGAGAGAGAGACAUCACCAAGACUUCUGAAGAGCUAUGUUCUGUUGUUAAUAUCUCUACUCAAGUACAAACAUUCCUGCAUAGCUACCAGAUCAUAAACAGAAGCUGUCUACCACAGGCCAAUCAGGAGUAAUCAUAUGUUAAGAAUCAACCUCUGACAGAAAACACAGCAAUCCUGCAGGGUAUCAGCACUGUAGGGAAUCAUAUCUAGUACAAUACUGCUGGUCUUUGAUAACACUAUUUCUGCAGUAGAUCCUGCAGUAGGCAUUAGUAGGGGAUAGUUCCUACAGAGCAAAUUACACACCAGUUUCAACCACCAAAGGCCUGAUAUUCUAUUACAAACUCAAUCUUCAUUAAUAAAAUGCAGAAUAAACUGUCAGCUGUCAAGUUUAAAAAAUGAACUUCCUACAAUUUAAAGAUAUUUUUUGAAAAAGAAUAACCAGAGGCAUACACAUCCUCUGUAUCUCAGCAUGGCUGUACAUCUUUCUUGUCAAUUGUUUUGGUGAAUGCAACAUAAGGUAAUUUAGUUAAAUUGUUUGCAGAACUUUCAUCAAAGCUGUCACAACCUCGUCCCACAUGGUAAGAGUUCCCUACAGCUCUUAUGACUAAACCGGUUUAUGUUUCUCCUUGAGCUUCUUAGCAGAUGAUAACCAGCCCAUAUC